Lichtheimia ornata is the source of this 834-nucleotide messenger RNA. RefSeq lists its product as uncharacterized. The transcript is spliced from 8 exons. The record is from RefSeq and is a predicted model, not a curated record. Bases 1 to 834 code for a protein of 277 amino acids. NCBI's taxonomy places the organism in Eukaryota, Fungi, Mucoromycota, Mucoromycetes, Mucorales, Lichtheimiaceae.
AUGGCAUCCACCUCAACUACAGCUCCUUUACGGAUACGCCUCCUCACUUUUGACGCCUACAACACCCUCUUCAAACCAAAGGGUAGCUUAUCUGCUCAAUACGCACAAGAAGCUGCUCGUUUCGGUAUCCAUGUGACUAAAAGUGCUGUCAGCCAAAACUUUGGUCAUGCCUACAAGAAGCAACUUGAUCGUGCACCCUUUUAUGGCCUUCAACUCGGUAUGACGCCGCGUGAAUGGUGGGAAGAGUUGGUCUAUACGACGUUCCUGGGAGCAGGUGCAAACAAGCAAGAUCUUGAUCCGAUCUUUGGUCGACUUUUUGACUCAUUGUAUACGCGGUUCAUGACUGCGGAAGGUUACGCCACUUUUCCGGAUGUUGACAAGACUUUGGCUGAGCUGAAACGUCGAGGAUUCCAAAUGGGUGUCAUAAGCAACUCGGACGAGCGAGUGUUAUCGGUUAUCAAGAGCUUAAACCUUGAUCAACAUUUCGACUUUGUAUUGCCAAGUUGCCUUGCUGGAUAUGAAAAACCUGCUCUCGAGAUCUUUGACAAGGCACUACAAAUUGCCAAUGUGUCUCCUCAGAAUGCAUUACAUGUGGGUGAUGAUGCCGAAAAGGAUUUCCAAGGAGCUCGUGAUGCUGGAUGGCAUUCCGUUUUACUUGAAAGAAGUAAACUCUCUUAUCAAGAUUCUGCACCCGCCUUGGUUCAAGAUGCCCCAUCCCCUGUUCAACUUCCAAACACCAUCAUGUCAUUGCAAGAGUUGUGUACUAUCUUGGGCUCUCCAUCUUCAUUGUCUUCAUCACAACAACAACCCAAAGCUGUAUCAUCCAACCAGUAG